Bactrocera oleae (olive fruit fly) is the source of this 4778-nucleotide messenger RNA. The record is from RefSeq and is a predicted model, not a curated record. NCBI's taxonomy places the organism in Eukaryota, Metazoa, Arthropoda, Insecta, Diptera, Tephritidae.
AUUUCGCCAAAUAAAAGUCUUCCAUACAAGGACUUGAUUUUGAUCGAUAAGUUUGUAUGGCAGCUAAAUGUUACAAUGGUAUGAUAUCAGCGAUUCUGAUAAAUGAGCAGUUUCUUGGGGAGAAAAGAAUCAGUGCUAAAUUUCAGAUCGAAAUCUCAGAAAAUGGGGGACAAGUUUCCAUAAUAUAUGAAGAGACGGACAGGCUAAAUCGACUCAGCUCAUCACUUUAUAGAGUCUCCGACGUUUCCUUCUGGUUGUUACAAACUUCGUGUUCAGGGUAUACAAGUUUAAUAUACUCGAUUACAAUUAUCGCUGAAAAUGGUAUUACAACUAGAGAAAUAAAAUAGCAAUUAACUUUUUAACGCACUUAAAAGUCCGCAGUUGCUGUCGCUGCUUUCAUCAAAAGAAAUUUCCAACUAUUCACAUGUGAAUGUUUGUAUGUAUGCGAUUAAGCGACACAAAUGCAAUGAAAAGAAAGAAUCACGCAUGCGCAACUAAACAACUAAGCGGUAAAUGCAGUUAAAAACGGAGCGAAAAUGACAGCGACAGGCGACAAAAGCGUCCAAGCAAUAUCACGUUGUCGUUGAGAGAUUUUGUUUUUCGAAAAAAUUUGCUGUAAAGCGGAGCAACAAUAUUGAUAUUCAAAAAUCAAAAACCACAAAUCCAGCACAAAAUGAAACACACGCAUGGAUACACACACACAUAAAAUCCAAAAGCAAAAAAAAAGGAAAUGCAAAAAAGCCAAAAUGCUGAACACAUAAAUUCUGCUGAUCACGUUGCAAUGCGUGACGAUCACGCCGCGAUCGGCUGACAGAAGCACAACAAACUCAGCUAUUUGUUUUUCGUUUAAUUUUCUUUUGUUUAUACAUGUAUAUCAGCUGUGUUCCAUCUGGCGUACGGCAGGCCAACUGCGUGGCUCUCUCGCCGGUUUCCCUUUGCUGUUCAGCACGCAACUUAAACUUAUGUAGAUACUACAUGCAUAUGUACAUACGUAUGCGAAUGCAUGUGUGUGUAUAUAUUCGUUAUGUAAAUAUGUGUGUAUUAUUCACUUCUGUACAUACAUAAAUACAAUGUAAUUGUUUAUGACGAUCGUUUCGUAAAAUUAUUGUUUUUUUUGUUUUUUCGUUUUCUCAUUUUCUCAAUUUACCUAUGAGCGCUAAAUUCUAUUUUGUUUAUGUUUUGCCGCUACUAAUAGUGUAGCCAUUCCGGCUGCCGCUCCAAUAUUUGUACUUUGCCGCACAAUGAGUCAAUUGUGCUAAUUAUUUCAACCACAUACACAUACAAUAUACAUACAAACACAUACGUACGUAUCCGCAUAUCAACAUAUGUAUAUGUGCGAAUAUACAUAAUUAACAUUCUGGUUGCUAAUCGCGGCCUUUGCGUAUACUAUGCAAUCGCUAACCCUGACAAGCAGCAUCACCCACAACAAACCUACAUGUACAUACAUAUGUAUAUAUGUAUGCAUGUAUAAGCUUAGAAUUUGCAAUUCUAUAUUUAUAAAAAGUGCAACGCGUUCCAAAGUACACCAGUUUGCGUAUAAAAAAUACAAAUCUACAUAUAAAUACAAAGAUAUAAACAUCCAUACAUACAUACUACAAUAUAUGUAAAAUCUAUGUAUGUAAAUAAGUUUGUUGCCUUUGGCUGGCAUGCGCUAGCGGUGUGCUUCAGCCGGCUGAGAAAUGUAUUGUUCAGGCGAUCAGCAGGCCUCAACGUCGUCAGAAUAAUAACAGCAACGUCAAACGGUCUAAUAGUAGGCAUUGAACCAAAAAAAGUUUAAAAAUAUCACGAAUUUGUUUGGAUAGUCAGCAAUGCUUUGUGCGUGUGAGUCCAGCUCUGUAGAAGCAUCGACCUCAGAUACCUCGUCGCUACCACCCAGAGAGAAGCCACGCAAUAUGAACAAACUCUGCCGUCAAGUGUCAAUUGAGUCGCCGGGACCGGUGGUGAAGAAUUGUGUCUUCAACUUUUUUGUACCCAUCGAAGACACACCGCCACAGGGUGCACGCAUCAAGAUUGUUUAUGCCGGUGCGUGUUUCCGUCGUCGCGAUCGUUCCGCUUCAAUUACCAGCAUGUCGUCCGUAUCGUCAGAUUUGAGCGAUUAUUGUCCGACUUUGCCCGCCCAGGCGUCACCUGCACAUCAGAUGCGUGAAAAUCCCGCACAUCAAGGCUUACGUGAGGGUACCAUUUAUGCCGGUUACGAAGUAGCCGGUGUCAUCGAGUCGCUCGGCUCCGAAAUCACAGAUGCCAACAACUAUGGCCUACGUAUUGGUCAACGUGUAGUCGUUUAUCCAUUCGAUGAGGCACCAGCCGGUUAUGCUGAACUAAUGGUUGUACCCGAUCUCAAAUAUAUAGUACCGAUUCCAGAUAAUUUACCACUAAGCAUUGCUGCUCUAUUGCCAACUGGUGCUUUGUUGGCCAUGAAUGCCGUCUUCAAGGCAUACGAAGUGGUCACAGAAUUGUCGAAGAAGCGUCCAGCUGAGGAGGCGAAUAAGAAAUUUAAGAUACUUAUCGUCGGCACUGGCGGUUUGGCGUUGUGGGCUGUACGCAUCGCAACACACCACUUUGCCUCGACUGGCGCCAACAAUUAUGUGAACGUGACUGUCGCCAGUCUGCGGGAUGAGGGCUUCCGCUUGGCCACAGAGAUUGAAAAUGUCAGCGUUGUGCAGUGGAAUGAGUGCCUCUAUGAGCCACAACUGAUUGAGCGCACCAAAGAUGUGUGCGGCGGGCCGGUGGAUGUUGUCAUCGAUUUCGGUACAACCUCUCGCAGUCUGCAUCGUUCAAUGCACUGCCUGUCUAAGGGCGGUGUCGUGCUUAUGAGUGAGGAUGUGGCUGAGAAAUUGAUGCCCAAAUUUUCACGUUUGUCAAUCGAAUAUCAGCAGGAGAUUAUUCCUAUAUCAAACGGUACCGUGGAACAGUUGCACGAACUAGUACAGUUAGUUGCUAGCAAAACGAUCGAACCCAUACCACAUUCGGUGUUUCCCUGCGAACAAGCAACAGAGGUCGUGCAGAAAUUAUGCACCUCCGAGAUACCCGGUCGUGCCAUACUGAAAUUUCACGAUAUCGAAUAGAUCGCAACUAACCAAAUGUCACGGCUGUAGCGGCGACAUUACAAGUAUUUCUUUCACAACUCUACCCCAACCGCUAGGAAUGGUGAAUUGACGCGCGAUUAUGAUGGCAUAUAAUAAUUGUUUAACACGUAACCAAGAGAAAUUAUUUGUAUAAUUAUUCUAGCAGAGGAAAAUAUUUUAAAUUUAAACAAGAAAGAAAUGCAGCAACAACAAAUUUAUAACCUUCAUAAAGAGGUAAAUACAUAUGUAGCAUUGGUCGUUAGCACAAAAGCCAAUAAGUGCGAGUAACGUGUGUAACUUUAUGAAAAAAAAAAACUGGUAUAGAAAAAUUGUUGAGUAGUUUUUGUUAAAGCCAGAUAUUUUCGUUUAUAAUGCAAACAAAUUUUUAAACAACGCUUUCGACGAACAAUGCGACAUACAUAUACCCUCAACGUACUAAUACAAAUCACACACACACAUUCAAUUAAGCACCACAUAUAGAGUACAUACAUACCUAAAAACAUGGUAUUAUCUAAAAAAAUUUGCAUUCAUGCCAAUAUUGAAAACACUCAUCCGAAAAAACUAUGAAACAAAUAUAAAUAGAUAGCAGCUUCAUAUACACACACCUACACUAGUACUUGCAAAUAUGUUUGCUGAAGUCGUAAAAAUAUAAAUUCUAAUAAAAGUGACUGAACUCGUAGAUUGCUCAGGGGCCAGCGGCAUGAAUGCAACACCUACAUAUGCAUACAUACAUCUAUUUACAUAUAAGUUAUAUAUGUAAACACAUGGUCACACAUUCUUAGAAAUGUACACAAAAUUAUGAAUAUUUGUUAGCUUGUUGUCGCGUUUAUCGCAAUGUGUAAUUUCUACUUUUUAAUCCACCAACUUUGACGGUCCAUUAUAAGACCCAAAACAUACACAUACACAUACAUAUAAACGUAAACGCGCAGUGUAAGAGCUUUUAGUUUUUAAGUUAGUUGCAAUAAAACGCUUUCAUUAGUGUUGAUUUCCUUAUUGCUUUAAGCGCAACAAAUAUUAUUACAUACAUACAUAUAUAUUUGUCAAUAUUAUGUAUUUGACUUCAUUUAUUGUGAUUAUAAAAUUAAUGCUUUAUUAUUUGGGUUUUUAUAAUAUUUUUUUUUUUGUAUUUAUUUCAUUCAUAUAUGUAAAAAUAUUAUCACUUCUCCCCACCCCGUCAACCAUAAUGUAUUAGUAUUUGAAUUGGUAAUUAAAUUUUAGUUGUAAUUUCAAUAUUUAAUUAUAAUUACUUGCUUGUGAUUAUUUUAUAAACAUUAUAUUUUUGUAAAUAAUUAAUUAUAUAUACUUAUAUAUUUAUAUAUACAUACACAUAUAUUUAUACAUACAUACGUAUGUAUGUUAACGGAUUUAUAAUUUUAGUUUGUAAUUAUUAAAAAAAAUUAUUCUCAGUGCAUCAUACUACACAAUGAACAAAUACAUAUUAAAUAAUAAAAUAAUAAUAAAGAAUAAAAAAUUUAAUAAAAAAUUCAAAUCCUUGUAGCUGUUUCAUAUUAAUUUAUUAUAAACUGUUAAUUCUUUUAUUAAAACACUAUCUGUGCUGGUACAAAACUAUAAUUUGUACUAUUUCAAAUUAAAUAUUAUUCAAAGUUAAUGAUCAGCUCGCAUAAUUUGUUGUCAUAAGCGGCGGAAAAUCUUUUGCAGUGUUGUACAAGAAUUUAAGGUAAAAUUUAUUAAAUAAAAACAAUGAAAAUCAAA